CUGCUGUAUUAGUGGUGCUUAAGCAGAGUCCAUAUCCCUUUGUACUAAUAGCCCCGUCCUCAUUUGCUGGCUAAUUGGACUAUAUAAAGCCAAUAACAGGCGUGCGCUUACAGCCUAAAGCCAACGCGCAAAGUAUAGGGAGGGUGGACUCACUGCAAAACCAUUCUCUCUCUCUCUUUCUCUCCGUUUCCCCGCUCUUUCUUAAGCCAUUGUACGUGCCCAAGCGCCGUAUACUCUCCGCAUUUAACUUGGAUGACAUUUUUAUUUCAUCAUUAGCAUCUGGCGCCAGACUGACGCAGUGAACAUUGUACCAUUUUGUAGAGGAUCUCUAGAAGACUUGGAUGCAACAUUAUAUUUGAGCAUCAUCAUUAUUAUUAUUAUUAUUAUUAUUAUUAUUAUUAUUAUUAUUAUUAUUAUUAUUAUUAUUAUUAUUAUUAUUAUCUAUAUUGAUAGCGGAUUGCGCGCGGAAGUAUUUUUAACGGCACUGAAGAACUACAACAACAUACGAAGAUUACCGGAAACAUCGUUCUAUAUUUGUAUGGUCUGAGACAUCGACCACCAACAACACACAACAAUGCCUGAGACAGCGCAAGAAAACUCAAGUCAACCCAAGGAGUCUCCUUUUUCCAUAAAGAACCUACUGAACUGUGAUAGCAAACCACCCAAGCCAAAGACUCUGUUUUCCCCGGUAAAAGGGGCACUGGAAGGCGCUAGUUUCGCUUUCUCUCAAAUGGGGGACCUCGGCUUUCCCAGGUUUGACGUACCUGCUCAGAGGUUUGCGCUGCCAGCGCACUACUUAGAAAGAGCUCCGGCUUGGUGGUAUCCCUACACCCUCGCAUCUGCAGGCCACUUACACAGAACAGAAGUUAUCGAAAAGGCCAGUGUCAGAGACUCGUCUCCGGCAUCGGGCACCGAUCGAGACUCGCCCGACCCGGUUCUUAAAUCCGACCAUGACACAAAAGAGAACGACUCCAACAAAAGCACAGAAGAAAUCGUCCUGGAAGAGAGCGAUUCGGAAGAACCAAAGAAAGACGAUAAUCUGGACGACUGGAAGAAAAGGGAGGACAGCCCGGACAAGAAGCAGUGUAGGAAAAAGAAAACGCGCACCGUCUUUUCCCGCAGUCAGGUGUUUCAACUGGAGUCCACGUUUGACAUGAAAAGGUACUUGAGCAGCUCGGAAAGGGCCGGUCUGGCGGCUUCCCUGCACCUAACAGAGACCCAGGUCAAAAUCUGGUUCCAGAACAGAAGGAAUAAGUGGAAACGACAAUUAGCGGCAGAGUUGGAGGCUGCCAACCUGAGCCACGCCGCUGCGCAGCGGAUAGUGAGGGUGCCCAUUCUGUACCACGAGAACUCUGCUUCAGAAACUGGAAACUCAACGGGUAACGUGCCAGUCAGCCAACCACUCCUCACCUUUCCACACCCAGUAUACUACUCACAUCCCCUAGUCACAUCGGUACCGCUGCUACGACCUGUGUGAGGGCUGUGUUUUUAUUUUAUUAUUACUAAUAAUAUUAUAACUAUACCACUAUUAUUUUUGUAAAAAAAAAAAAAAAAAAAAAAAAAAAAAGCUUGUAGAUUUGUGUUUCCAAAGCCAAGGAGCAGCUAUACAUUUUCAGUAAUUGUUUGUAAGCAUCAACUGAUUUGUGCAAUUUAUAAAUAGACGCCAAUUCGUUGUUGUUGUUGUUGUUAUUGAUGUCCUGUGUUUUUGUAUUUCUUUCUAUUAUUAUUAUUAUUAUUAUUAUUAUUAUUAUUAUUAUUAUUAUUAUUAUUAUUAUUUGGGCAUUUCACAUUGUUAAAUGUACAUAAUUGUUUUUGUUUUUUGUAUAACUGAAACCAAUGCUAUAUACUGAGUUUCAUGUAAAAAGCUUUUUAAAAUGUGAGGUAUAAGGAAUUACAAAUUUGCCAAAUAAUAAUUUUACCUGAAGAAAUGCCUUUAUUUCAUCACGUUUUUAAUUUUUUUUUUGUAUUUGAUUCCCCGUUUUAUAAAUCGUUCCCUUACAGCAAGUGACUUCUUUAUUCAAAGGGUUUUAAAUACUGAAUGCAAAUUAAGUAUCCAUGAAGCUGUAGUUUUUAGUGCAAAGAGGGAUUGUUCAAAUCCGCAUGACUUUCAUUGACAUUUUUGUAAUUUUGUAAGCCGGUGACUAUUUAACUAAAUAAUACAUUUUUAAGAUUAUAUCAGUUGUUGAACAGCUGUAUUUUUUUUAGUUUACUUAAUUUGCUUUCAUGUUUUAUUUUAUAACAACAACAACAAGAAUAACAACAAUAACAACAACAAUAAUAAUAAUAAUAAUAAUAAUAAUAAUAAUAAUAAUAAUAAUAAUAAUAAUAAUAAUAAUAAUUAUUAUUAUUAUUAUUAUUAUUAAGAGUUUUCAGUGUGAUGAGGGAAGAAAUGAGUUGUAUGUUUUCCUUGUUUUGGGGGUAAACGGAAUUAUUGUAUAUUUUAUUGUCUUGUGUUAAUUUGUUUUAUAUCUGUGCAAUAUUGUACUAAAUCUGUUAAAGCACUCUUCAGUAGCCUAAUGGAACGUUUCACUGUAUAAAAAUGUGUUCAUGGUUAAACUGGAAUACUGAAAACCUAUAGGAAGACAUACAUAGCACUGACAGCAUAUACGUUCAGGCGCUUUAACUGAAGGACAAUCAGAAAUACUUUAUUUUUAAAUUAAUUUAAUAAAUGUAUUGUUUUAAUUGUAAAAAUAAAAAAAACCCCUUUUGUUCCAAAAGUGGGAAUUUACUUGAACAUAAUCAUGAACUGAAAUUUCAGUGUGUUUGUGCUUCUUUUUCUGAAUAGUUGUUGUAUAGAAAUAGCUUACUACACAAAGAAAAUAUUCUGUGUAAACGUCCCUUUGCGUAGGACAACUGACGUGACUUUUUAUUUUAUUUUAUUUGCUAUUGUAUUGCUGAAUUAUGAUGUGAAAUAAAUUGAG
Acipenser ruthenus (sterlet) is the source of this 2921-nucleotide messenger RNA. RefSeq names its product homeobox protein HMX3-like. Gene Ontology annotation, biological process: regulation of transcription by RNA polymerase II. Gene Ontology annotation, molecular function: DNA-binding transcription factor activity, RNA polymerase II-specific; RNA polymerase II transcription regulatory region sequence-specific DNA binding. Gene Ontology annotation, cellular component: nucleus. The record is from RefSeq and is a predicted model, not a curated record. Bases 575 to 1477 code for a protein of 300 amino acids. The transcript is spliced from 2 exons. NCBI's taxonomy places the organism in Eukaryota, Metazoa, Chordata, Actinopteri, Acipenseriformes, Acipenseridae.